AUGACACCUGAAAAUCAAAAUUCCGUACUGGCAACGACAGCAUACUGGGACAACUGGUAUCACGAGGAGCUGAAGCAGUUCGAGGAUAACAACACUUUGGGUGAAGAAUGGUACGGCAAUUACCAAGAACAUGUUCUGGAUUGGAUAAGUAGCAGUUGGAAUGGAUGGUGCACUAAUGUUAAUGUGGCAGACGUUAGCCUCUUGGAUAUUGGCACGGGUAAUGGGCUGUUCUUGUACCGACUGGCGGAAGUAGGAUUUAGGAAGUUGUACGGAGUGGAUUACUUGGAGUCGGCUAUCCGUUGUGCCCGUGCGUUCCGAAAGAAGAUUGCGACGGGGGAGGUUGAGGUAGAAGACAGCAAUGCUGACUUGACCAAAUGCGAAUUCCACUUCGAUGUGGACGAUAUAAUGGCGCCGUCGCGAGCUUCCGAUAAAACUACGGGCGAAAACCCAGCGGGAGAAGGGAUUGAAAAGUUGUUGGCGUCAGAUGGUCCAAUGGUGAUCCAUGACAAGGGCACUCUUGACGUAUUCUACCUCCGUUCCCAGAUUGAAUUGAUGGUGAAACGCGUGUGCGAAAAGUACGCCACAAAUCCGAACUGCAUAUGGAUCAUCUCCUCCGGCAACCUCACUCAUGACGAACUCAAAGGCUGCAUCGAGCAGUUCAGCGACUUCAGAGAAAUCGGUCGUAUGAGGUCUCUGCCACAGCUAAGCUUCCAGGGCCACUCCGGAACCACGCUGGCUACAAUGGCUUUUCAACGACCCGCCGCCUGCCUCACAAGCCCCUAG
Molecule: messenger RNA, 783 nt
Organism: Gregarina niphandrodes
Lineage: Eukaryota; Apicomplexa; Conoidasida; Eugregarinorida; Gregarinidae
Product: putative methyltransferase domain protein
Exons: 2
Coding region: 1-783 (260 amino acids)
Biological process (GO): peptidyl-lysine monomethylation; peptidyl-lysine dimethylation
Cellular component (GO): cytoplasm
Molecular function (GO): protein-lysine N-methyltransferase activity
Source: RefSeq, a predicted model, not a curated record